UUUAGUUUUCAAAUCGAAAACGAAUGAAGACUUAAACAGACAUCCAGUGUUUAUUAGUGUGUCUGUGAAGUUUUUGUUUUUUGCAACAAUUAAUCGAAUAUAUUGGAAAUAAGCAAUUCAUGACAAGUGAUAAUUAGUGAUUUAGUGAGUAAGUUCAUCAGUCCUACAACAUACAAAAUGAUAUUUUCAUUGGAAAAGUUUCGAGAAAAAUUUCCGGGUGCAGUGCCAUUCAUAUUAACCAUUUGCUAUCUCGAGAGAUAUGCAGCCGUUAGCAUCAUUGCGAUACUAGUUCUGUAUUUGAAUAGAAAAUUGAAUAUUGAUCCGAGUGCAUCCACUGCAAUCUUGCACGUAAACGAUUUUUUGGUAUAUUUUUUCACAAUUGUGGGUGGAAUCGUUGGCGACAGUUGGUGGGGAGCCUUCAAAACUAUCUGUUGGAUGCUGUUAGUUUAUGCAGCUGGUAUAGCAAUUGUCGCUGUUGGUGCUAUCGAAUCAUUAAAUGUUUCUGCACUAGCAUUGACAUGCAUCGGAUUGAUAACAAUUACUGUUGGCAGUGGAGGUGUCAGACCAAACAUGAACGCUUUGAGCGGGAUACAGUACAAAUUACCAGACCAAGCAGAACAAUUGAAUUUCUUUUUCUCGAUUCAGUAUUUUAUGAUGAAAUUUGGGGCGAUGACUGCUUGUUUUGUGGCACCAAUUUUACACGCCGAUGUGAAAUGCUUCGGAAUGGAUGACUGUUAUCCACUAGCGUUCGGAGUUCCAGCAAUAGUCAUGCUGAUUUCGUUUAUUAUAUUUUUGUGCGGCUCAUCAUUGUACGUAACGAAGCCUGCCAGCGGUAACAUGUUAGUGAAAGUAAUCGGCUGUAUUUUUCACGCAUUGGGUGAGAGACUAAGGCAUGGUAGAAAUGAAUCCAUUCAUCAUUGGUUGGAUUACUCCAUUGUAAAAUACGGACAGAUUCUCGUCAACGAAACGAAAGUCGUUCUAAAUAUUUUAAUUCUGUUCAUUCCUUUACCGAUCUAUUGGUCGGGCAUAUUACUGCAAAAUUCAAGAUGGGUCUUUCAAGCAUCAAAAAUGAACGGCGAUAUUGGCUGGUUCGUCAUCAAACCGGAUCAAAUGUUAGCCUUCAAUUCGGCAUUGUCAUUAAUACUGUUUCCACUGUGCGAAUACGUACUCUAUCCCCUACUGGCGAAGAUUGGUGUGAAAUCCCUCUUACACCGCAUAACCUUCGGUGGUAUCAUCUCGGCGAUUGCUCUUGGCAUAUCAGCUGUAAUCGAAACUCAAAUUGAAAAGCAUUUUUUGAAUAUUUUGUGGCUUAUUCCACAGUAUUUCUUUAUGGUAAUUUCGGAAAACUUUGUGUAUAUAGCAACGGUAAAUUUUGCGUAUAACGAAGCUCCGUCCAAUAUGAAAUCCGUAAUGACAUCGUUUGUAUUCGUUACGAUUGCCGGUGGAAAUCUAUUAAUUGCGCUAGUAACCGGAACAAAGGUUUUCAGUGCUCUGCUUUAUGAAUCACUAUUUUUCACAAUAUUAGUUUUCGUAGACAUGAUUUGCUUUUGGUUCAUUGCCAGACGGUAUAAUACCCAGACAAACAGGAAUAUGUCCGUGCUGUAAAUGGAUUUCUUAUUUACGUACUUAUUUUAUACAAUUAAAUUAAAACCUUUUCGAUAAAA
Bradysia coprophila is the source of this 1664-nucleotide messenger RNA. Its product is annotated as peptide transporter family 1-like. Gene Ontology annotation, biological process: transmembrane transport. Gene Ontology annotation, molecular function: transmembrane transporter activity. Lineage: Eukaryota; Metazoa; Arthropoda; Insecta; Diptera; Sciaridae. The record is from RefSeq and is a predicted model, not a curated record. Gene Ontology annotation, cellular component: membrane.